Molecule: messenger RNA, 4813 nt
Organism: Hibiscus syriacus
Lineage: Eukaryota; Viridiplantae; Streptophyta; Magnoliopsida; Malvales; Malvaceae
Product: phosphatidate phosphatase PAH2-like
Exons: 11
Coding region: 358-3741 (1127 amino acids)
Molecular function (GO): phosphatidate phosphatase activity
Source: RefSeq, a predicted model, not a curated record
CAGAAGAACACGAGAGACAGCGACUGUUUCUUUUUUCUGUUGUAUAUGUAGACACGAACACAUAUUUAUCUUGUUUGGUUUGACUAUUUAUUUUAUUGUUUGUUUCUUUAAUUUCGAGUUCCUUUGCAUUGAACAAUUCCCAGAUUGAUACUUUUUGUCUAUGUUUGGCUUUCUUCAUCUACAACGACGAGGUUUUCUCUUUUGAUUGAUUGGAGUUCUUUAAUUGUGUAUUGAAAUUUGAGACUCUUUUAUAUGGGAUUUUUGGAAAAUUAAAAGCUUUACACUUUUUCAGCAGAUUAUGCUUGAAAUUUCAAGUGUUUGAGAUCUGGGCGGUCUUAGAAAUUCAAAGAAAAGAGUAUGUACGCGGUGGGCAGGCUAGGUAGCUAUAUCUCCCGCGGUGUGUAUUCCGUCUCUGGUCCAUUUCAUCCUUUUGGCGGCGCAGUGGAUAUAAUUGUAGUGGAGCAACCCGAUGGGAGCUUCAAAUCAUCGCCUUGGUAUGUUCGGUUCGGUAAAUUUCAAGGGGUUUUAAAAACAAGGGAGAAGGAAAAGUCGGUAAGCAUCUCUGUAAAUGGCAUCGAGGCGAAUUUCAACAUGUUUCUUGAUCAUAAGGGUGAAGCAUAUUUUCUCAGGGAGAUAGAUGUUGAAGAAAGGGAACCUGAUGCUGUAUCAUUUCCUUUGUCUUCUGGGGAUGAGACAGAUGAACCGCCGUCUGGUAAUAGAAAGCCAAUGAAGUCCAAGAGUUGCAAUUAUGAUGUUGAUGAGUCUAAUUCAGUGGCUCAAGUUGAUAUGAGUAAUGGGAAACUUGUGGCUAGGACCAGUUCGCGGCGGCCAGGAAUAUUUGGGUUUGUUUCUGGACAGAGGUCAAUAAAGGAGGAUAGUUACCAGGAGGGUGCUGGUGUUACUGGUGUAAUGAGAUCAGAUUCAUUGGAGCGUGCUGAGCUUGCUGCUGAGCUGCUGGAGGUGAAGUGGUCUACCAAUCUUGCUUCCAAUAGAUCAAAGAAUGAUGCUUGGCGUUUUUCUUCUACAAACGAUGCAUUAGACAAUAAAGGUUCUGGAAUGGGGAUGCAGAAUGAUGAAGAAAACCUGUUUCAGACUUAUGUACGUGAUAAGGAGGAAAACAGUGUUGAUUGCCAGACAUUACAAGACAAAACUGAUUACUGCAACAAGCAAAAGGUCAGCUGUUCUUCUGGCUUUGAGAAACUAGAGUGUUCUGUUGAGGAAGCUAACGGACAAGUGUCUUGUGUAAGCGCCGAGCAACAAAUUGUUGAAACCUCCUCGUUAGGUGAAGGUUUUGGGGAAGACAAAAGCAAACUAAUAGCCAAUAUAUCAGUAGUUAUGGAUGAUAAUAGUAUCAGGAAUUUGGAUCAUGAUGAGAAUGCGACUGGUGUUGUCUCAGGGUCAGGGAUGAGUGGUCCUGAUACACAAAGUGAAUAUAAGUUUGAAUCAUGUAUUGACAAGCAGUUUGAUGAACUGGCUGGUAAUGAGAAUGUUUCAGACAGUCUUCAGGCUUUUGUUAACGGCAAAAUGUCAGAGAGCUCAGAAAUGACAUUGGAUGGUUCCAGUGAGCAAACUCUUGAAACACUGUGCCUUUCUGACAUAGGAAAUGGUAAAGCACUUGUUCAUGCUGAAACACUGCUUACAACAACUGAGCCAGUGCCAGAGGUUACAGUUCCCAAUUCAGCUGAAGAUAUGGAGUUAGGUUCUACAGGGACAUUAACCAUGUCAGAAUCUUACUUGGUUGGUGCUGACCCUGUAAUUGGUUUGGAAGAAUUUAAGUCAUGUAGCAUUCACAUUAAUGCCCCCAUUAGUGAUUUAGGUGAUCAUGUUGAAAAUGGGAAAAAUAUCAGGGAUGUUGUUGAUCCUUCUGUGGAGUCUGUUGAUGAUUCUGAGAACUUUUAUGGUGAUAGUGACCCAAAGAGAAGUGUUCCAUCAUCAGAGAGUUCAGAGGAUGAGCAAUUCCUUUUCACUGACCUUGAUGCAUUCAAACUCCACAAAACAAAUUGUGUAAAUAAAGAUCUUCCCUCCAUUUGUACUGAAAAUGAAGAAGUAAAUGGUUUAUGUAAUGUGAAUAAGGAGUCUUGUUUAAAUCCCGACAAAUUUGUUCAGGAGAAUCCAUCAACCAAUCUGGAAAUCUCUUUUGAAAAAACAAGGAUAGUCUCUAAUCCCAUUAGUAUUUCUAGAAAUCAUAGUGUAGCUGGUGAGAAGAAUGAGUGGCAGGUGGAAUCACUUCCUAAUAUAUGGUCUCCUCUUGCCUUGUUUGAUGUAAACAAUCAUCAUCCUCUAAGCCGUUCUCUAGAUUCAAAUUCUGAAACCAUGAAGUGGGCAUCAAUCAAGAAAGAUGACUCAAGCUGUAUAAGGUCAGUUGCGGAUAAAGAACAGCCACUAGCACAUGAAAAGUCUAGUUGUGAGGAGAGUGAGACUUCAGGGAAGUUGAAAAAUACUCUUUACAAUCCUGCUGUCGAGAUGUCUCUUUGCAAACACUUUCUACACGAAGGGAUGGGCGCUGAAGCUGCCUGUCAAGCAUUUGAUGCUGAAAAACUGGAUAGCAAGAAAUUUAUUUCUUUAAGUCCCGCUAUUGUGAAGAAUGAUAGGCUUGUUGUUCGAAUUGGUGAUUACUACUUUCCAUGGGAUGCAGCAGCCCCUAUUCUUUUAGGGAUGGUUACUUUUGGAAGUGAAAAAGUAUUUGAACCCAAAGGGAUGAUACCUGUUGACAAAGCGGAAAAAUCCAUCGAAGGGGAUCCAUCAAAAGCCAUAGCCUCUCGUAGUGGAAGCUGGAGGCUUUGGCCCUUUUCUAUGAGAAGAUCAAGAUCCAGGAAGGCUGUGCUGCUGGCUCCAGCUGACACCAGAGGUUCGGAUGUUGAGAAUGCCGUAGAUGGUAGUGCUGCUAGUGGCAAUUAUAUAAAUAUGCUUAAACCCAAACAGGUGAAGAAGGUGAUCAGGGCAAUCACUCCAACAUCUGAACAACUGGCAUCAUUGAAUUUAAAGGAAGGAAGGAAUCAUAUAACCUUCACAUUUUCAACCAAUAUGCUUGGGAAGCAGCAGGUUGAUGCCAGAAUACAUUUGUGGAAAUGGAACACUCGUAUUGUAAUCUCAGAUGUUGAUGGGACAAUUACAAGAUCAGAUGUUCUAGGUCAGUUCAUGCCUUUGGUUGGGGUAGAUUGGUCGCAGAGUGGUGUUGCACAUUUAUUUUCAGCUAUUAAGGAAAAUGGGUACCAGUUGCUUUUUCUUAGUGCCCGUGCGAUAUCCCAGGCAUAUAUCACUAGAAAAUUUUUAGUCAACCUUAAGCAGGAUGGUAAGGUUUUACCAGAUGGGCCAAUUGUUAUUUCCCCUGAUGGGCUUUUUCCAUCCCUAUAUAGAGAAGUCAUUAGAAGAGCUCCCCAUGAGUUCAAGAUCGCUUGCUUAGAGGAUAUCAAAGCAUUGUUUCCACCUGAUUGCAAUCCAUUCUAUGCUGGUUUUGGGAAUAGAGAUACUGAUGAAAUCAGCUAUCUUAGGGUUGGAAUCCCAAAAGGGAAAAUCUUCAUUAUCAAUCCAAAGGGUGAGGUAGCUAUGAACCACUGUGUUGACAAAUCUUAUAGUUCCCUUCAUGAUCUUGUUCAUGCCAUGUUUCCGCCCAUGGCCUCCGCGGAGCAGGUUUUGUUACCUUUUCUUUUUCCAUUGAUAACCCACAACAUGGAGUUUGUUUCCCAAUCAGAGCCUUUUGUGGAUAUGUCUGUUGGUAAACAUGGUUGUGAUGGUGACUAGGCUGAGUUUUCGUACACUUAUUUUUGUGAAGAGAAACCCGAUUGUUCCCUGCUUUCUUUUAGAUUUUCCAUCCUUCACUUAGGUGACAUCUAUCAUGCCAGAGUAGCAUCUUACUGAGAAUAUAUUGUCUAAACUCUCAAUCUUUUAGUUUAAUUUAAUUCAUUUUAGGGUGUUUCAUUUUAUUUAUUUUGUUCUGCAUCUUAAUUUACUUCUAUUAGUUGCAGGAGGAUUUUAAUUCGUGGAAUUUCUGGAAACUGCCACCUCCUUUGAUUGAUAUAUGAAGAUGUCUUGAGCAUUCGGAUACCAAGAUAGAUGUACAAUGUCUGCCAUCUUUUUGGUGCUGUACAGGAAACUACAGGUUUAUGUGUGACCCACGGCCAUUGGCUAGAACUUCCACCAUGUCUUUAAAAGGCAGAACUGGCCGACUCUCGUUGUCCGAAGUGAUUUAACUUGCAUACAUAGAAAGGGUUGAUUCAUCUCAGUUUUAUUUGGGUUCAGAAUUAUUUGAUGUAUAAUUCUGUAUAGCGAAUCCAUGUGAUUGAGGUGGACAAAUUGUUAAAAAGUGUUAACUUUUGUUAAAAAUUUUCAAGGGGAGAAGAGGCAGACUCAUAUUAGAAUCUAAUUUGAUUUAAAAAAAAAUAUAGAAUCUGCAAUCUUUUAUCUUAUGUUCGGGAGCGGAUAGAAAGAAUGGUUUUUUGGAUUACUAACUCGUUCGAAUCAACAGAUGGAUGAACAUAUCAUACAAGAAGAAAGGAGCAAAGGGAUGUGGACUCAAAUCAAACACUUCACAGAAACAAAAUCCUAACAUUCAAGUGUUGCUCUGCAAACUACGCAAGGUUUUUGAUCUCGCUGUCAUCGAUAAAGCCGUUGCCAUUGGCAUCCACAGAUUGAACUCCCUGCUUGCUCUUCCUGUUAGCAAACCAUCCUCCCGAGACUCUUAUGGCAUUGGCAAGCUCGUCUUUGCUCAUCCUUCCAUCGUUAUCUUCAUCAAAUCCCUUUAAACAUGUAGUGAAUUCAUUAACAGUCAUCACUCGCUUACCGUCAAUGGAUUAGUUACGAGUUUUAAUCGCCA